UCCCUUCAUCAAUCCCAAGCUCUUCUUCUUCUUCUUCUUCUUCUUCUCUGCUCUGUGGGUCUCUGGGUAUCAGCAUCUCUGGGUUAAUAUCUUUCUCUCUGCAUGGCCUCCAUCUUCUUCUCCGUCACUUCCAUCUUCUUAUCCUUUUCAAUCCUCGCAAGUUGCGAGACAAUCUACACAGGAUUCAUUGAGCCAACCUACAGUUCUACAUACAACCAAUUCGUAGACGCCAAUGGGGUCUUCUUAAGAUCCAACAGUCAAAACUUCAGUGUCGCCUUCUUCAAUCCCGGCGGUCAAUCCAAUUACUAUCUCUCCGUCCUUCAUAUCGCUACCCAAACCGCAAUAUGGUCAGCUAAUCGUGAUAUCCCAAUCUCCAAAACCAUCGGAAUCUUGCUUUCUCCCCAAGGAAUCGCUGUCACCGACCAAACUAGCGGCGGCGCCCCCACCGUAAAAUGGUCAACGCCGCCGUUAAAUUCAUCCGUUGCAUUGAUGCAGCUCACCGACACAGGAAAUCUUGUAUUGCUCGAUCAAUACAACCGUUCUAUUUGGCAGAGCUUUGAUAAUCCGACCGAUACUAUUGUGAUCGGGCAACAAAUCCCAGUGGGUUCAUCCUUGGUGAGUUCGUUAUCUGAUACCAAUUACUCAUCUGGAGAUUUCCAAUUUUCUGUUGCUAGUUAUGAUGGAUUACUUAAAUGGAAAGGGUCGACCUAUUGGAAGAUGUCGAUGGAACGGAAUGCUUAUGUUAAUUCAAAUGCUCCGAUAUCGUUUAUGGCCCUAAAUGGUACAGGUCUUUAUCUUCAUGGAGAAAAUGGAUCUGUAGUUGUGAUUAAGAUAAUUUUGUCUCCGGCGGAUUUCCGAAUUGCAAAAUUAGAGUUUGGAGGACAGUUCACUAUCAGUAGCUUCCCUUCUAAAGCAACGACUAUUGAAUUCACAGCACCGCACGAUAAUUGCCGACUUCCUUACAUCUGUGGCUCAGUUGGGUUGUGCACAACUACUACUUCAGCUGGGCAAUAUGUAUGUUCAUGUCCUUCUGGGUUUCACAACAUCAAUCAAGGUUGCUUCCCAUCAGAUGCGUCUCUUUCCUUGCCUUCUGCUUGUAAUUCUAAUUCAUCCAUUAAUGCCACCGGUGGUGUUCAAUCGAAUUCAUCAUAUACAAGUCUAGGUAUUGGAGUGAGCUACUUUCAAAUUACUUUCUCAGAACCUACCAUCGAGUUUGUGAAUUUAUCUUAUUGCAAAUCACUCUGCUCCAAUUGUUCUUGCUCUGGCUUUUUCUAUGACAAUUCCUCUAAUUCUUGUUUUCUGCUUGAAAAUCAAUUGGGUUCCUUUAUGUCAAGCACAUCGAGCAAUAGUGAUCCAAUGGGAUACAUUAAGGUGAUGGUUAAACCAUCUGUGGUGGCCACAGGUGGGAACAACCAAUCUUCAAGCAAGAGUUCAUCAGGUUUCCCAUUGGUUGCUCUGGUGCUCUUACCUUCAACAGGGUUCCUUUUAUUGGUUACUGUUCUGUUCCUGAGCCUUAUUUGGUGGAGAAGGCGUAAGCUUGCAUCACAUUCAAAACUAGACCGCCCAAGUUCAUGUUCUUCAUUUGAGCUUGAUGAUAUCUUCUCCAUCCCUGGUUUACCUGUGAGAUUUGAUUACCAAGUUCUUGAAGCUGCAACCAAUUACUUUGAGAACCAAAUCGGUUCAGGUGGAUUUGGGUCUGUUUACAAAGGUGUUCUUCCUGAUAAAUCUGUGGUUGCAGUGAAGAAAAUAAUCCAUGUAGGAAUUCAAGGGAGGAAGGAAUUCUUUGCAGAGAUUGCAGUGAUUGGAAACAUCCACCAUAUUAACUUGGUUAAGCUAAAGGGCUACUGUGCCCAAAGGCAGGAACAGCUUCUAGUCUAUGAGUACAUGAACAGGGGAUCACUAGACCGGACACUCUUCAGUAAUGGACCGGUAUUAGAAUGGCAAGAGAGGUUUGAGAUUGCAUUGGGGACAGCCCGGGGGCUCGCAUAUUUGCACAGUGGUUGUGAGCACAAGAUAAUACAUUGUGAUGUCAAGCCAGAGAACAUUCUCUUACAUGACCAUUCACAAGUGAAGCUCUCAGAUUUUGGACUAUCAAAGCUUCUCAGUCCUGAACAGUCUAGUCAUUUCACGACGAUGAGGGGGACACGAGGGUAUCUUGCACCGGAAUGGCUCACAAGUUCUUCGAUCUCAGAUAAAACCGAUGUCUAUAGCUAUGGUAUGGUUCUACUUGAGCUUAUCAGAGGAAGGAAGAACUCUUCUCUGCAAAUUCAAACCACUAGCAAUGAAAAUGGCAGUAAUGGUGGUUCAGCAUCUGCGUCCUCUAUGAUGGGUCCAGUCUAUUUCCCAUUAUUUGCAUUGGAGAUGCAUGAGCAAGGGAGUUAUUUUGAACUUGCAGACCCAAGGCUUGAGGGAAGAGUAACAAAUGCAGAUGUGGAGAAGCUUGUGCGUGUGGCCUUGUGUUGUGUCCAUGAGGAGCCAAUGCUAAGGCCUAGUAUGGUCAAUGUGGUAGCCAUGUUAGAAGGUGGGAUUCCUUUGGGGGUUCCAAGACUUGAGUCCUUGAACUUCUUGCGGUUCUAUGGCCGGCGAUUCACCGAGGCAUCAAUGAUGGAAGGAUCCAAUGCAGUAAAUUCAAUAAGGCCAUAUCCACAAGGAUAUACUGGUGUAACAACUAACUCAAACACAAACUCAAGUGAUUCAUACCCAUCUCUUUCUUACAUUUCAUCACAGGAGGUAUCUGGCCCAAGGUAAUGCAGUUCAAAAGUGUGUGUUAAUUCAAUUCUGAGUGAAAUCUUUUAUCUCAAAUGCAUCUACUCGGCCUUUUGUUUUGUUUUCAAUUGGACUACUAUUACAGAAGAUUGAGUUCAAAGGAAGCCUUUAGUGUGAUCAUGUCUAAGACCCUUGAAAUAUCUUAAUCCAAUCAAAUCAACUGUGGUUCUUUGGCUGUGUUUUUUGAUUUUUGAGUCUUUUUUUUUCUUUCUCCCCCUUCUUAGCUGUAAAUUAGACCUUGUUUUGAUUAUUAUAUUUGGAAACUUAGUUGGGUUCUCUGUCAUGUUCUUGGUUGUAAC
Messenger RNA from Macadamia integrifolia, 3065 nucleotides. Its product is annotated as G-type lectin S-receptor-like serine/threonine-protein kinase At5g35370. The record is from RefSeq and is a predicted model, not a curated record. Gene Ontology annotation, biological process: protein phosphorylation. NCBI's taxonomy places the organism in Eukaryota, Viridiplantae, Streptophyta, Magnoliopsida, Proteales, Proteaceae. Gene Ontology annotation, molecular function: ATP binding; protein serine/threonine kinase activity. Bases 103 to 2748 code for a protein of 881 amino acids. The transcript has a single exon.